AUGGCGGACGGUCAAGGCGACGGAGUGACAACGAAAAGACAGUCUUCUAGCGAGGAAGAACCACAUAGAAACUCGCCUGAAACAGGCUCACACGGAAAUUCAUCUACCGGUCCCUCUUUAAAUCAGCAAAGUACAUCGUAUAGUCGUUCACAAGAGCCAUGGAAUGUUCUUUGGUACUGGAUGUCCGUUCAUUAUUACCAACAAUAUUAUUAUCAGCUUUGUUCGUACAUGUAUUACUGGCAAACUGUUGCCUCGCAAUCAAUGUAUCAAGGAACUUUUCAAAGCCAAAGCAGUUAUUCUCAGUCGACUUUGCAAAAUCAGGGAUCUCAGCCCGGUUUAUACGCUGGACAAGCCCGGCAAAACACAGCAAACGUUGAAAAUAGACAUGUACCAAGACCUCCGAUGAACGGUGGCGUUUUCUUGCCAGGUACUGCAGUACCUUGGACAUAUCCAGGACAACAAGCUGUUACAACAGGUAAUUUUCGUGUAAGCCUAAUUUAAUUUUUGUGGACUUGAGCAUACUAGAAGAAUUAAGUGUAAAAAGUUACUAUAUAUUGAAAUUAUAAUUUGAACAGUGAUCCAUCUGGAACACAUCAGCUACAGUGAGUCCUGGCACUUACACGGCUUUCAGACACUGAGUCCUUGACCCAAGCCUAUUAUGAGUCCCAGAAAAAUUUAUAAGAGUCUUGUAAACUUGUGCAUAAUAUUAAAAUAACAUGGAGACAAUUUGGAGAUUUUUUUUUUUCGGAGCAAAGCUACUUAGGAAUACAUGAAAUUCUAUCUUUCUGAUCUCAUACAGCAGUCACGAGUACUUUUUCAUUCAGAGCUCGUAUAAUUUUCGUUCUUUUAUUCCUGUGCAAUAAUGUUUGUGCAUAUUCAGCCUCACUGCGUGACGGCUCUUCUGUGUGUUCCAUUGCAGAUUUCACUAAAAAUGUACAACUCUGGUUGCAACUGAUUCAUAGGAGACAAGAAAUUCUGCGUUAACUUGAGAAUGAUUUCACCUUCAACAUAACCACUAGCAGGUUCAAGUUGUAGUUAAUUGCUAAACUUUGUUUAUGAAUUUCUUAUCUGUCCUUAUUUUUUUUAUCCUCUAUACCUGUAGUUUCUGAGGUACAGAUUGCACCUGUCUCAAGAAGGAUAUAUGCUGAAAUACUUGAUUUUAUCUUCCUGUACCUUACAAAGAUUCUUGUGUUUUCAAUUUAGUAAGUGGUUGCUUCUGUUUUCUUUUGUGUUAGUAGUGUAAUGUUGGCCUUUUUGUAGCCGCGCUUUCUGUGAUGUCACGGGGUGAUUUGUGUGACAUUCUCUUUUACGUGUACAUUUUCACUGACUUACAGUCCUGUCAGAGAAAAUGUCCAUUAAAUGCAAAGCAGUGCACAUAUCUCUUUUAAAAAGUUCUUUAAGUUUAGACAAGACAGUAUACCAUAACUUGACAAUUGAUGAAAACUGUUAUUUUAAUGAUAUUACUAAUGACACUGUCUUAGUACAGUUUCAAAGAAUUAUGUUUACUUUGGUCAACUGUGCUCCCUUUAUACUCCACUCCAUGAGCUGAAGUGAUUAUUGUAUUAAUUAUACAUGGUAGUCCCACACUGAUGGCCAUGUUCAACAGGAUGAUUAUCACAUAUUAUCAUACCUGUAUGGUCCCCCGUGCAAUUUCGUUGAAAAGCUAUAUGAAACAAAGUCCCUUAUAAAAUUAUGGCCAUACAGGCCAAUUGAUAGGGCUGGAAAAACCUGUAGGGCCCUACUAGAAAAGGGCAGUGAUCAAUACGGCUACGCUCAGUCAGAAAAUUCAAAUACACAGCGGUCAUUGAUAAAAUGCUUAUUGACUGAGUUGGGUCAGGUCAUUAUUUGGUUCUCCGUCAGGAUGGUCAAGUAAAAAAUUUUCCCUUCCAUUCCCCCCACUCAAUCAACAAGUAUAUCGUCUUUUACAUCUCAUUCACUUACUGAAGUUACAUUUGCUAUAAUCAAUUAUAUUUUUAACAGUAUACAGUACAGCCUCAGGAUUGAUGAUCCCCUGCAGGAUAAAAUUAUGUCUCUUUGAAGAAUUGAAUAUUCUAGCUCCCUAUGAGUCUCAGUAGCUCAAUCAGUAGAUAGAGCACCAUUGUUUGGGAGGCCAAAGGUUUAAAUUUUGCUGGGUACUCAAGGUUACCUUUUUUCCUUAUUUUUACUUUUUGUACUUCUUGAAAAUUUUCUUCAUAUUCAGGCAUUCUUUUUUGAUUAAAAUACAUUUCUACUUUCAAUUCAGGCUUUUCUUGAAUGGUUGACAAAAAUACAUUUUACUUUUUCAAUCUCUGACCUUUUUCAUUGUGAAUGGUUGAUGAAAUCUGAACUUAACAUUCAAGAUAUUACUUUUUGCAGCUUUGGACAGACCUGGUGUUUGCAUAAAUAUAAUUCAGUAGAAUUUUUUACAGUAAAGAAAUUAAUACAAGAAAAAGAUUGUUAAAAAUGAAAUGAAGAUUUUUUGAAUGUUAACAGAAAAUAAUUAAAAGAUAUCCAGGUAAGAAUCUUAUCAGGUCCACACUUUAAGUUUUGAAGGCCAUUUGUUUUCAAAAUUUUCAGCAUUAAAAUCUGACAGCAGCUCUCCUUAUAGUCAAACCCCUCCUUAGAGACACCUCUGUAAUACCAGCAUCUCUCUUUUAUCGACUGUUCUCUUGAUCUCAAAGCUCCAUACAUUUUCUAACUCUAUUAAACAGGCAGACAAUUGGCUCUGUAUCUUUGAUGUCCAUUAUUAUCAAGAUUUCAGUUAUAGUACCUCUAUUGUCAUUUUAUGGGGGUAAGAAAAGAAUAGUUACAUCCAGUGGAGGCGUAGGGGUUCUUAAAUAAGAUGAGGUUUGGAUGAGGUGAAAAUUUUUCCAAGACUCGUGACUAUUCUGACUAGGAAUGUUCCAGUCCUUGGCACUUAGUGACUGUGCAAUUUGAAAUAUUUUUCUCAUGAUCCUUUGCAGGUGUUUUUCCUAAUGGGUGGACUACAUGGGAGUGUGGGAGGAGCCACACCUGGGAAAUAUCUCAUGGGAUUGUCAGUCAUUGCAACUGAUAGCAUUUCUACAGUGGCAACCAACCCAGCAGGUGACCGAGUGAGAAUCAUCCCUGGAGGAAACCUUGGAUUCUGGAGGUAGGCUAGCUAUAAAAUGCAAUUGCAUAACGUAUACCUCUAGUCGCAAAAGUGCUUUUGUUUCAUGUCCAUUACACCCAAAAAAAUAGAAGUCAACCUUUCUUACUAACAGAUUAGUCUGGUCAUGAUGUGAACUUGAUUAGGGGAAGUGUGAUUGUGAUAAUUAUUGUUAAAUGGAAGUGAACUCAAUUACCGGAAGUGUGGUUGUGUCACCACCAUAACAGAUCGUGAUGAUCCAUCACCAUCUGGUGACCCCCCUCACACAACAUACAUACAGUGAUAAUUUGAUCUCUCUCAUGACCCAACUACCAAAGAGUUGGGUCGUCAACCUACAGCCGCCACUGUCCUGUGAUACCCAGAUAACAGGCACACAUAGGAAGUAUUAAUCGUGAUUUCUGGUAACCGAGUUCACAUCUGUUUAACAUAUCAUGACCUGACUUCUGGUAGACGGACUUCAAUAUUAGACGAUCAGACGUAGUCUCUGUGUGUUGGACAAGUUACGUGUACCUUCACUUAGGGAUUAUUCGUAACAUUUUUUGUGUUUGCUUGCGGUUGGUAAAUUGAAAAACCUCACUCAGAAAAAGCAGUUUGUAAACAGUGAUAUAAUGUUAUUAUUUUUUUGAAUACGAAAGUGGAUGGUGAGAAUGGCUGGGAAAUGUACCCAGUAUAGAGUAUUGAAGGUUGUGUUCUCUCUGUAAAAAGAGUGUUUUUUUUUUCUGACUUUAUCAACAGAUCAUUUUUGAGGGCCCUGCUUAAAAACUUCUCCAUGACGUUCCUGUUUCCUGUGUUUUUAACGGUCCUGUUUUUUGAGCAUAGUCGUACAGCCUAUGAUGUCAUUGCAAACUCAACAGUGGUAGUUACUAGUGCUGCUCCGCCGAGACAACAGGGCGACCAAUUGAAUCAGAGACAGUAGGGUAGUAAUUUGGUUGCUUAUUUUAGGGUGUACUGUACGUUUAAAUUAGCAUUUUCCAAAAAGUUUGUAUCCUUGAAUGCCUAGAUUGUGAAUGCAAGCAGGGAAAAUUUUGAUCUCAAAUCCUUGAAAGCGUUUGUGAUGAGUCAAGUGGUUACAGCUGUAUGCUUUUGUGACUAGAGUCAACUCCCUUACAUGUAAUAGCGGACACCAUAGGGACCUCGAGUUAGUGUCCUCAUGCAUUAGCAAGAGUCUGUAAUAGGGGGAGUUUAUUUCAGUCAAACUUCUUUAAUUUAUUUUUGCCUGGGAUUUAGCUGCUGCCCGUAGAGUUAAAAGUGGGGUACUUAUAAAUGGCAUUUUACAGUGUACUUUUAUUUUAACCCAAUGGCUACCUUAGGGCACUUUCCAUUUGUCAGAACUGGCUGGCCGGACCAUUGCCGGAUCAGUCAGUUAGCAAAUGAAAUUGGCUUUUUCCAAAGGGUUUUUGCUGAAAAAUCAU
Porites lobata is the source of this 4518-nucleotide messenger RNA. The record is from the annotation of a GenBank genome assembly. Lineage: Eukaryota; Metazoa; Cnidaria; Anthozoa; Scleractinia; Poritidae.